Alosa alosa (allis shad) is the source of this 2662-nucleotide messenger RNA. It is a transcript of the gene dcph1, whose product is annotated as acidic residue methyltransferase 1. The transcript has 6 exons. The coding region runs from base 1213 to 2568 and encodes 451 amino acids. The record is from RefSeq and is a predicted model, not a curated record. Gene Ontology annotation, cellular component: nucleus; cytoplasm. Gene Ontology annotation, molecular function: phosphatase activity. NCBI's taxonomy places the organism in Eukaryota, Metazoa, Chordata, Actinopteri, Clupeiformes, Clupeidae. Gene Ontology annotation, biological process: DNA damage response.
CGCCGAGUCGUUAGUGAAACAAGCCACACAAUUUGCAUUUUCGGUUGCUUGCUGCGGUUGUCGGUUUCCCAUAACAAACUUGCCUAACGUUUAGGCGCGUGCGUUUUUAAAGGCUAGGCUACAGCACUAAACUGAUAUUAGGGAUUAGUCCUAUAGCGUUUUUCAAUGUAGAUUUUCAAAUGUAUGUUUAAUGUUCUUGUAAUGAGCGUCAUUUAAGAUUGGGAGCGUUUACAGUGAUUGUUAGGCUACUCUGUAACUUCAGCAAAAAAUAACGACAGCCCAUUACCCAUCAGAGUAGCCGAUAGUCCACUACGCCAGCAGAGCUUAAAAGAGGAUGCUGUAGGUUAUGACCUAACAUGAUACAAGUCUAAUACAGCCUAUACUACAGUCUAUGGUCUAAUACAGUCUAUACUACAGUCUAUGGUCUAACCGGCCAGUGGCCUGGAUUGUUUUUCGUAAAAGGCAAAACCUAACUAAAUGGAAACCAAUAUUUGUAUUAUUAGGUUAGUAUUCCUAAUAUAAAAAUAUCAUUACGUGUUUUACACUAAUCCCCCUACCAUGGCCAUAUCGGCUACAUGUAUUGUAUGAGACAGUUCUGCUUUGAUAAUGAAUUUACCUGGACUUGUUUCAGAUCAAUACUCCUGGACCAAUGCUGAUCAAUACACACACUCUCAGAUCAAUACUCCUAAAAUAUUGGAGUGUGUUCAUCGUAGAAUCAGAGCUUCAUAAUUUUAUGUGAUCAUGACAUACGUUCAGAUAAAGUGAGCCUAUCCUCCUUCCAUCAUAAUUUGGGCCCAAGACUGGCAUAUACACACACAGAUAGACCAGUUGCUCAAUUCUGCUUAUUUCAUUGGAAAUGCAAUUAUAAUAUUGAUAUAAAUAUAAUGUCAUUAUGUUUCCAAAAUUAUUACAAUUCCUAUUAAAAUUAGGAAAGACGUUAUCUAUUAAUUUUAAAGAUGAAAGAGAGCAACCUAAAUUAAGAUCAAACCAAGAAAGUGUAACUGAUAGUUGUCAGUUUAUUUCAGUUUAUGGUAUAUGCAACUUGCUCCUGGUCGGAAUUGGUAAGCCGUGGACAUGGUUAGAGAAAGUCUGAAUGGGUUCUAAUCACAGCGUGGAGCCUAAUCAUUAUUUUGACGUUUAUUUUGACGUCGAUACGUCCUCCUAGUCGCUUCGUGGCGCUGUGUGAGAUCCUUGGUCUUACAUGUUGUAAACAUGGACGCAAAUCCAGUGUUAUUUCAAGGGGCUCCGCCGUCGCUGUCAGCUAAAUAUGAGGGAUCCUUUGCAUACUUAACUAUCAGAGACCGUCUACCUACCAUUCUGACUAAAGUCAUUGACACCAUCCAUCGCAACAAAAACAAGUUUUUUGAAGAAUAUGGCGAGGAGGGUGUUCAGGCGGAGAAGCGGGCGAUCUCGUUCCUCUCUAAGCUGCGUAACGAGCUGCAGACGGAUAAGCGUGUUCUGCCGCUGACGGACGGCCAGGAGGACGCGGAGACGUGGAACAGCUACCUGCAGUACCAGCAGAGCCACCAGGGGGAGCUCUCACCCGUCAGCUGGUUCUCCUCCCCCUGGCUCUACGUGGAGUGCUACAUGUACCGCCGCAUCCAGGAGGCCCUCUGGCUCAACCCCCCUGUGAAUGAGUUUGACGUGUUCUGGGAGGGGAAGAGCCAGAGCUUCCUGGACUCCACAGCAGCCAUCACGGCCCUCUGCACACACAUGGAGCUCGUCAGGAGAGGCCUCACACACUCCUCCGACUCCCACACACUGGACCAGCUGUUCAAACUACUGCAGGUGUCACUGUGGGGUAAUAAGUGUGACCUGUCCAUCUCGGCGGGGCAAGAGAACUCUCAGAAGGGCAGCCCCCUCGACUCCCUGGACAGCCUGCGGGCAUUCGUGCUGGUGAACCACUCCAAGCAGGUGUGGUCAGUCCUGGCAGCUGCGCGCGGGGACGGGCAGGGUCAGAGGUCGCCGGGGAGGGUGGACAUCGUCCUGGAUAACGCCGGCUUCGAGCUGGUCACUGACCUCGUGCUCGCAGACUUUCUCAUCGCCGCGGGCCUCGCCACGGAGAUCCGAUUCCACGGCAAGUCCUUCCCCUGGUUUGUCUCGGACGUGACGGCGCGGGACUUUGAGUGGACAAUAUUGCAGACCUCUGCGGCCAAUCACAAGUGGAUGUCUGCGUGCGGCGUCCAGUGGAAGCGCUACCUGAAGGAGGGUGUGUGGUCGUACCACGACCACGCGUUCUGGACCCUGCCGCAUGACUUCGGUGACAUGGCGUCCAGCGCACCUGAUCUCUACGCUAGUCUUCGCUCCGCGCGCCUGCUGCUCUUUAAGGGCGACCUGAACUACCGCAAGCUGGUGGGCGACCGCGACUGGCCACACACCACGCCCUUCCACCUGGCCCUGCGAGGGUUCCAUCCCGCCCCACUGUGCUCGCUACGCACGCUCAAAGCCAACGUGCAGGUGGGAUUGGAGGCGGGUCAGGGGGAGGAGCUAAGCACAGCCACAUCCACCUGGAUGACAAGUGGCAGCUACGGCGUCAUCCAGUUCUGCAGUUCCGACCGCGAGCAGUGACUUCACACACACACACAUUACAUACACAUACUCACACAUACACACACACACACAAUACAUACACAUACUCACACAUACACACCCACACACAUUA